AUGACGAACACGACCACUUACAAUAUCGCCUCAAUCCCCGGUGAUGGCAUCGGUGUCGAUGUGACAGAAGCUGCCGAAGCAGUCCUUAACAAGCUCGCCGAGACUGUGGGGACUUUCAAGUUCAACUUUACGACCUUCGACUGGUCGUCAAAGAAGUACCUCGAGCGUGGAUGGUACAUGCCCGAGGAUGGCAUGCAGCAACUCUCCAAGUACGACGCCAUCUUCUUUGGUGCGGUUGGCUCACCUGAUGUGCCUGAUCACAUUUCGCUUUGGGGCCUCAUCCUUCCAAUUCGAAAGUACAACAACCAGUACGUCAACGUGAGACCGACCAGGAUAUUGCCGGGUACAGUUGCUCCUCUGGCACAAUGUCGGGAGAGACCACAGGACAUUGACUGGAUGAUCAUCCGUGAGAACAGUGAGGGUGAAUAUGCUGGCCAAGGAGGUACGACUCAUGAAAACAGCCCAGAUACGAUCGCCACUGAGGUUGCCAUCUUCACGAGAGUCGGAAUUGAGCGAAUCAUGCGAUUUGCGUUUGAGACCGCAAAGAGCAGGCCUAGGAAGAAGUUGACCAUGGUGACCAAGAGCAAUGCGCAGAGGCAUGGUAUGGUCUUAUGGGACAAGGUGUUCCACGAGGUGGCCAAGGAGUAUGAGGGUGUUGUUGAGUGGGACAAGAUGCUCGUGGAUGCCAUGACCGUGAGAAUGGUGAACAAGCCAGAGAGCAUGGACACGAUCGUAGCCACCAACCUCCACGCCGAUAUCCUCUCAGAUCUUGCCGCCGCUCUUGCAGGCUCAAUAGGAAUCGCCCCUUCAGCCAACCUCGACCCAACGCGCAAGUACCCCUCCAUGUUCGAGCCCAUUCACGGCAGUGCACCAGAUAUCGCUGGCCAAGGUAUCGCAAACCCAGUUGGUGCUUUCUGGUCGGCGGCGGAGAUGGUAAGAUGGGUUGGCCAGGGCAAGCUGGACAAGGUCGCAGAUGACUUCAUGCAAGCCAUCGAGAACGUGACCAGCAACCCCAAGACGCGGACCAAGGAUAUGGGCGGAUCUGCGAAUACCAAGGAGACGACCGAGGCUGUCAUCAAGCAGAUCGACGUCGUCUUCGGCAAAAAGUGA
This is a messenger RNA of Zasmidium cellare ATCC 36951, 1110 nucleotides long. RefSeq lists its product as uncharacterized. Lineage: Eukaryota; Fungi; Ascomycota; Dothideomycetes; Mycosphaerellales; Mycosphaerellaceae. Gene Ontology annotation, molecular function: oxidoreductase activity, acting on the CH-OH group of donors, NAD or NADP as acceptor; magnesium ion binding; NAD binding. The record is from RefSeq and is a predicted model, not a curated record. The transcript has 2 exons. Bases 1 to 1110 code for a protein of 369 amino acids.